AUCAGGACAGGCAAAAGCGCGCCGUGGAAACUACGCUACUACUGCUUAAACUUAUUUUAUUGCGCAUGAUACGUUAAACGGGACGACGGCACCGGGAGGAACGAUUAAAAUCACAUCGAAAACACUGUACGUCGAAAACUGUCACAAGCGGACGUUUCUUCUCUUUUCAGCUAAAAAGAGGAUAUGUUGUUGGACAUGUGAAUUAUUAGGAGUUACUGGCACUCACCCCCCAAAAUGAAGCUCGCCUCCUUGCUGUAUUUCUUCGGCUCUCUCCUCACUUCUGUCGUGGUUCGGGUGAGAUCUUCACAGUCAGCGGUAUGCGCGGGGACAGAGAACAAGCUGAGCACGCUCUCCGACCUGGAGCAGCAGUACCGCACCCUCCGCAAGUACUACGAGAACUGCGAGGUCGUCAUGGGCAACCUGGAGAUCACCAGCAUCGACCGCAACCGCGACCUGUCCUUCCUCAGGUCCAUCCGGGAGGUGACGGGAUACGUGCUGGUGGCUCUGAACCAGUUUGACUACCUCCCUCUGGAGAACCUGCGCAUCAUCCGCGGGAACAAGCUCUACGAGGACCGCUACUCCCUCGCCAUCUUCCUCAACUACCGCCGCGACGGGAACUUCGGCCUGCGCCAGCUCGGCCUGCGCAACCUCACAGAGAUCCUGAACGGAGGCGUGUACGUGGACCAGAACAAGUUCCUGUGCCACGCCGACACCAUCCACUGGCAGGACAUCGUGAAGAACUCCCGCUCCGAGCUCCUGGUGGUGCCCACCAACAGCAGCGGUGGAUGCGGCCGCUGUCACCGCUCCUGCAAUGGCCGCUGCUGGGGACCCCGAUCCGAUGAGUGCCAGAUCUUGACGAAGACGGUGUGUGCGGAGCAGUGUGACGGCCGCUGUUUCGGACCCUACGUCAGCGACUGCUGCCACCGCGAGUGUGCUGGGGGCUGCUCCGGGCCCAAAGACUCCGACUGCUUCGCCUGCACCAACUUCAACGACAGCGGGGCGUGCGUGACCCAGUGUCCUCAGCCCUUCGUCUACAACCCCACCACCUUCCAGCUGGAGCACAACCCCAGGGCCAAGUACACCUACGGAGCCUUCUGCGUCAAGAAGUGUCCCCAUAACUUUGUGGUGGACCACAGCUCCUGCGUGCGAGCCUGUCCCAGCAACAAGAUGGAGGUGGAGGAGAGCCGCAUCAAGAUGUGUAUGCCCUGCAACGACAUCUGUCCUAAAGCCUGCGACGGCAUCGGCACGGCCAGCCUGCAGUCAGCGCAGACCGUGGACUCCAGCAACAUCGACAAGUUUGUCAACUGCACCAAGAUCAACGGCAACCUGGUCUUCCUCAUCACCGGCAUCAAAGGUGAUGUUUAUCAUGGCAUAGAAGCUCUGGACCCCGAGAAGCUCAACGUAUUCCGAACCGUGAGGGAAAUUACAGGGUUCCUGAAUAUCCAAUCCUGGCCAGAGAACAUGACAGACCUGAGUGUCUUCUCCAACCUUGCAACCAUUGGUGGAAGGUCCCUGUAUAGUGGUAUCUCCCUGCUGAUCCUGAAGCAGCAGUGGAUCUCCUCGCUCCAGCUGCAGUCGCUGGGCGAGAUCAGCGCCGGGAACGUCUACAUCACCAACAACAGCCAGCUGUGCUACUACAACACGGUGAACUGGACCAGCCUGUUCCGCACCAACAACCAGAAGGUCCUGAUCCGGAACAACCGCGAGCCGAGGGAGUGCACUCUGGAGCGCAUGGUAUGCGACCCCCUGUGUUCGGACUCUGGGUGUUGGGGCAGAGGACCGGACCAGUGUCUCUCCUGCCGGUUCUUCAGUCGGGGGAGGAUCUGCGUCGAAUCGUGCAACCUCUACGAAGGGGAUGUGCGUGAGUUUGCGAAUGGCUCCGUGUGCCUGGAAUGUGAUGGACAGUGUGAGAAGGCUGAAGACGACAUGCUGACCUGUCAGGGCCCGGGCCCCGAUCACUGCGUUAAGUGCUCACACUUCAAAGACGGGCCCAACUGUGUGGAGAAGUGUCCAGACGGCCUGCAGGGGACCAACAGCUUCAUCUUCAAAUACGCAGAGGCCAACAAGGAGUGCCAACCCUGCCACGCCAACUGCACACAGGGGUGCAUUGGACCUCGGAUUCAAGACUGCGUGGGGAUGAUGGACAGGACGCCCCUCAUAGCGGCAGGCGUGAUUGGUGGGUUGUUUGUGGUGGUCAUCAUAGCGCUGAGCGUGUCCGUCUACCUCCGCCGCAAGAGCAUCAAGAAGAAGAGAGCUCUGCGCCGCUUCCUGGAGACCGAGUUGGUGGAGCCCCUGACCCCCAGUGGGACGGCCCCGAACCAGGCCCAGCUGCGCAUCCUGAAGGAGACGGAGCUGAAGAGGGUGAAGAUCCUGGGGUCCGGAGCCUUCGGCACCGUGUACAAGGGCAUCUGGGUGCCUGAGGGAGAGACAGUGAAGAUCCCCGUGGCCAUAAAGAUCCUGAACGAGACCACCGGACCCAAGGCCAAUGUGGAGUUCAUGGACGAGGCCCUGAUCAUGGCCAGCAUGGAGCACCCCCACCUGGUGCGGCUCCUGGGCGUGUGCCUGAGCCCCACCAUCCAGCUGGUCACCCAGCUCAUGCCCCACGGCUGCCUGCUGGACUACGUCCAUGAGCACAAGGACAACAUCGGCUCCCAGCUGCUGCUCAACUGGUGUGUGCAGAUCGCCAAGGGGAUGAUGUACCUGGAGGAGAGGCGGUUGGUGCACAGGGACCUGGCCGCCCGGAAUGUUCUGGUGAAGUCGCCCAAUCACAUCAAGAUCACCGACUUCGGGCUGGCGCGCCUGCUGGACGCCGACGAGAAGGAGUACAACGCCGACGGCGGCAAGAUGCCCAUCAAGUGGAUGGCAUUGGAAUGUAUCCACUACAGGAAGUUCACCCACCAGAGUGAUGUGUGGAGCUAUGGCGUGACGAUCUGGGAGCUGAUGACAUUCGGGGGGAAACCAUACGACGGGAUCCCCACCCGGGAGAUCCCCGACCUCCUGGAGAAGGGCGAGCGUCUCCCCCAGCCCCCAAUCUGCACCAUCGACGUCUACAUGGUCAUGGUCAAAUGCUGGAUGAUCGACGCCGACAGUAGGCCCAAGUUUAAGGAGCUGGGGGCCGAGUUCUGCAGAAUGGCCCGAGACCCCCAGCGGUACCUGGUCAUCCAGGGUGAUGACCGUAUGAAACUGCCCAGCCCCAACGACAGCAAGUUCUUCCAGAGCCUUCUGGACGAGGAGGAGCUGGAGGACCUGAUGGACGCAGAGGAGUACCUGGUGCCACACGCGUUCAACAUCCCCCCUCCCUCCUACACGCCCCGCACACGCGUGGACUCCAACAGGAACCAGUUUGUUUACCAGGACAGGAGUUUCUCCGUGGAGGAGAUGUUGUCAUCGCACCCGCGCUCCAUGGCGACGGCGGCGGCGGCGGCGGCCGUGGCCCCCCCCUCCGGGUGCUCCCCCCUGGAGCAGGCGGGCGCGCAGAGCGCCGCCCUGGAGGACCCGCGCUGCAACGGCACCCUGCGGAAGCAGGCCUCGCCUCGGCCCGGCGAAGACAGCGGGGCCCAGCGCUACAGCGCCGACCCCACCGGCUUCCUGUCCGAGCGCGGGCCCCGGGGGGACACCGACGAGGACGGCUACAUGACCCCCAUGAAGGACCGCACCCCCUCAGCGGACUACCUGAAUCCGGUGGAGGAGAAUCCGUUCGUCACCCGCAGGAAGAACGGGGACGUGCACGCCCUGGAUAACCCCGGGUACCACAGCGCCCCCAACGGGCAGCCCAAGGUGGAGGACGAGUACGUCAACGAGCCGCUGUACCUCAACACCUUCCACAGUGCGGGCGGCGAGAAGGGCCAGGAGUUCCUCAAGAAGAACGGGAUCCCCCCGCCCCACGCCGCGGCCGUCACCGCGGCGACGGCCAAUCACCUCCCCCGCCCCGCCGCCCAGAGCUCCGCCCACAUGCCCCACGCCGGCCAAUCGGGACACAUCCACACCCAGUCCUCACACCCCGCCCACAUGAUGGGGCACCCCGUCCUGGCCCUGCACCCGGGCCACGCCCUGCUCCACCCGGGCCACCCCGCCCACACGGGCACCAUCCUGGCCGACAAGAAGCCCAAGAAGACCUUCGACAAUCCCGAGUACUGGCACCACAGCCUGCCUCCGAAGGCCACGCUGCACAACCCGGAGUACCUGCAGGAGUGCAACGCCAAGUUCUUCUACAAGCAGAACGGCCGGAUCAGGCCCGCGGUGGCCGAAAACCCCGAGUACCUGACCGAGUUCUCCCUGAAACCCGGCACGGUGCUGCCCCCCCCGCCCUACCGCCAGCGGAACACUGUGGUGUAGAGGGGAGAGCGCUGGGGUCUGCCCCUGCCCCACCUUUCCCCCCCAAACCCCCCCCCCCGUCCUCCUCUUCUCCUCCCGGUUCCAGUGCCAGUAAAAAAACCUCUGUCUCCUCCAACCUGGAACAACACAGCACCCGAAUAUCCACCACUGCCAUGUUCCCCCUCAAGGGGGUGCAGCGGGGACCUCCAAAGCCCCCCAUCACCCUCUCUUCCAGCUCUGAAGGACUUGGCCAAAACCCUACCGCCGAUCUUUUCCCCUCGUUCCAAACUCGCCGUGGCGACCGCCGCCCUUCCGGAAACGGAUGAUUCUCGACAGGGGGGGUCGUCCUUCUCCGACGGAGGCGGCCAUCUUGCCCUUCACCAGGCUGGAUACUCCCCUCCCCUCCCCUCCCCCUCUUUUCCCUUGAGACAGUGGGCUUUGUGAGUUCAAAGCAAUACGGAGGCACGCAGGUGUGUGACGUGACGUGACGUGGCGGGUACUCUUGCGAAUACAGGGUUGUGUCGGCAGCGUAUGGAACCGCGAGGCGGCUCACGCAGUGACAGAGGACACUGUCAUCGCUACGUAUUUACGUCCCCGGCCGCGAGACGCCAGAGUGCAGUCUUACAGCUGUAAUUCAUCGCCAACCGUUUGCCGCUGACAAGUAUUAAGGUUACUUUGGCAUUGUUCCUCACCAGCAUUUCUGUAAAAAAAAAAAAAAAACAGUUUUUUGUGGAUCCGUGAUCUCGCUCGGUGUUACAUACGGAAUGUAGAAUAAUGUGAUCCAUCCUUCCAACAAAAUGGCCUCUUUAGUGACAAGCACUUUGGCAAAGUAAGAUGGUUUAUGGUACUUUAUUUCACAUAAUGCGUUUGGAGUUCUUUGUAGCGCAGUUAACCGAACGCAUUUGCAGUCUCGAUUCACUUGUUGCACGCUCUUUGUUGUCGAGCACGCUCCGAUGCAGAAGUUCAUCUGCUUUCUGUUUUAAAACGAGUCUUCGUGCUAACGUAGCGGCAGUCGCGAUGGCAUUUGAAUUACAGCUUAAGGUAGCAGCUCUGUCAUCCCGGGCCCAGGAAACCCACGUUCGUGAGGACACGAUCGGUAUCGCCGAGAGAAAAGAAGAUGUAAUUUAACUUUGACACCUCGGCGGACUCGAAGAGACAAAUACGGUGUUUCCAGGCACUGUAAGUUUGUUGAAACUGCAAACAUCAAUGAUCUAUGGCCGGGGGAAGUGGCAGCGAAUGACUUCAUGGGUUUCAAAGGAAGAAAACAACCCUGGACCAACAACCGCCGAUCGGAUCUUUCUAGAACAUUCUACAAGCGCCGCUUGACUUCUUUUCCAGACUUGGGUUUCGGAUGCGGUGCCGCACAGUACGGCCGACGGGAAGCCAUUUCAUAUUUGUGUAUGACGAUCACUGUACAUACAAGCAAUGGACGAAGACGCAGACGGUGGAGGCCAUUUGGAUGGAACAGCUCAUCCUCCUGUGCACUGUAUACUGUAUAAAAAAAAGACACAAAAAUACAAGGAGCCCAGAGCAACUCCUAUUGGGCAGAGGGUGUGAAAAAGGGGUGGGGCUCAUAGUUUCUUCCCACUUGCUCUCCUCUUUGGACAAAACGCAAGAGUGCAGCAGAGGGAUCUGACAGCGCCCUCUGCUGGCCUGUAGCACACUAACGCCACUGUACCCGGAUAGGGUCCUCACGCCCGGGUGUCGUAGAUAAACCGGAUUGAACCGGAUUUAACCGGAUGAAACCGGUCAGGCUAGCGCCAGAGGGGCUGCAGACAGGCACACACAAGCGUAGGAGAGGACAGGGGAGGCGUUGUGGAAAUGCAGGCCUCGACGCUAUGAGAAAUGAGCCAUGAUCACUCUUCCUACCCUCCUCCCUCCACAGAGAGGGAUUUUCUAACUCAAAAAGGGUGAACAGGAGUCAAAAUGGAGUCUGUGGGAGGAGCCGGCGAAUAAUCUGACAGAGGCGGAAGGUGUAACGUAGGAAACGUGUGGCGCGAUUUUCAGACUGUUUUCUUUAUACUUUUACACGUGGAGAUCCGGGCCGAAGACAAGCUUGGUCUCACCCACGCCUGGCCUGGUUAUGCCCGAGGUGCACAGUGUCCUCUGGCCUUCCCCGGGAGGCUGACUGUAGCGCCAGUCCACAGAGUAAAGCUGUGCAGUGGCAUUAAGGGGGGUUCGCUCCAUCAAAUCGGUUUCAGUAAUAAAACACAAAGCUACACCAAUAGUGUAGAACUUUUUUAAAUAAAUAUAAUUAUGUGAAGAUACUGUCGAAAUGAACCAGAUACGAAGAAAAUCAUCAUGUCCGCUGUUGGCCGGCACCAUUUGUCUUUUUGAGAACACUGCCAGACGCUAAGCUUGCUGCUGUUCGGGGAUGCUUCCAUUUGACAUCACUAAUUUGGGGCUUUUUUUAUUUUACCUUAUAGAGCAUAACCCUCUGGGGCAGCCACAUAAUCUUAUUGUACUUUUACUUAAGGGACAGUUUGAUUUGUGAUUCAUUUCAAUAGUAUUUAAUCACUCUGCUUGUGGGAAAGCGUAUUUUCCAUAUCACAGAUGUUUUUACUGAAAAAAAGGUUUGUAAUUUAUUUGUUUUUAUGUGAUGAAGCACUUUAAUCACAUUGGAAGUGAAGAAAUUAUGACCAAGGUCAUUAAUAUUUGUGGUGGAAAAAAAAAAAAAAAAAACAUUUGUAAAACUGUGUAUUGGAAAGUUCAGGGAACUUGAACCUAUGGUUAUUUGAAAUAUACCAAACAUGGAUGUUAAUUUUAAUUCUUUAUGAAGAAAAAGAGGAUUGGUCAAAUUUAAAUUUCAACAAAAUAUUGUUUCCCUGCUGGGUGUAGAAUCGAAGGCUGAGAGCCAUCAUCCUGGGUUCAUCACUCUUACAGAUGUUCUGGUCUCGUUUCUGCGCGUAACAAUACAUCUACCCACAAUGCACCAGUUCAAAUGGAAUUAGUGAAAUGCACUUCCCUUGCCAGAAGGAGGUAUGAAUAUAGUGUAUAUCUUGUAGAUCUACCAUACCUUUACAAAAUGAACAAAAAGAAUGAUUCUGACAGUACCAGUAGAUAGUUUCCCAUUUAUGUGAUUAAUAUUAUUAUUAUUAUUAUUAUUAUUAUUAUUAUUAUUACUACAUCUAGUACCACUGUUCACCCAGAUGUUUUCAAAUGCUGGCAAUGCUAAUCUCCAGGUCUUUCAGUCAAGGUGUGUUGUCCGUGGGGAAUCCUCAUUGACCACAAUGUCCCUUUACUGUUGUCCCUCUCCGAGAGCUUCUGGAACAUUCUUCUAUUCUAUGAUGGCGGAUCAUUCUGUAAAAUUUGAAACCAUUUGACAAAUCAGCGUCUUCCCAAAGGGCCAGUAUCACAACCCCUCCUCAGUGCAGCAGACAGGCCUUCUAACGCUUAGGUGCGAAUGUAGAGGGAUGUCAUUCAGUGCCCCAUCUCGAGCUGAGGGAAACUGUUCUGUCCCGUUACUGAUUCCUCUCUAGCGCGCAAAUAUGGGCCCAUCUAAGGGUUAUUCAACUGAAGCUUCACUAGAAGAAAGUCAAUGAAUUGCCAUUUCACCACACUGGCUGCUCCAAACAGUCAUGGAGAUUCUCUUCUCAGUCGGCAUGGAAACUGGAGUUUGUGUUUUGUUUCGUUUUUUAUACGUAUGUAGCAUACACUGUUACUGAGGUUGAGUUGGCGAAACUUUUAUUUAAACGAAACAAGCAGCUAACUGAGGAACAACUCGAUCAAUAUCCAGCAUUGUAGCGUUGUAGAGAAAGGGGUGAAAGUGGCGUGUGUCUUCAAUAAAACGGGCUCCCCUGUAUUUUGAAAAUAUUCAUCCGCAAGGAACUUCCUCCAGAUAUUAGUGUGUUUAUUACGAUCCGCUCUUUCGUUCUGGUACAUCCACUCAAAUGAACUGUAAACGUAAACAUCGGUGGAUGCGAUGGGGGAGAUUUCAUACGAACUAUAACUAUUUAUAUCCAGGCAUAUUUAGAGUGGAUUCAACAGAAAUGCUGAACUUUUAAGGAUAUAUAUACACUCUAUUAGGACCACUUUAUUAGGUGUUGUGCAUUCAGAGAUGCUCUUCUGCAUACCACUAUUGUAACGUGUAGUUAUUUUACAGUCGUUUACUGUCAGCUUGAACCAUUCUGGCCCUUCUCCUCUGAGCACGUUCAUUAAGAAAGCAUUUUCACCCACAGAACUGCUGCUCACUGGAUUGUUUUUAUUCGUUUUUUGCACCAUCCUCUAUAAACUCCAGAGACUGUUGUGCAUGAAAUUUGCAGGAGAUCAGCAAUUUCUGGGAUACUCAAAUCACCCUGUCUGGCACCAACAAUCAUACCACGGUCAAAGUCACAUAAAUCACAUUUCUUUCCCUUUCAGAUGUUUGGUCUGAACAACAACUGAACCUCUUGACCACAUCUGCUUGCUUUUAUGCAUUGCAUUGCUGCCAGAUACUAGACAUUAGCAUUAACAAGCUGGUGUCCAGGUCUACCUAAUAAAGUGGUCACUGAGUGGAUUAUGUUUUCCUCACUUUCCGUAUUGAUUUGUAAUAAUGAUAAAUGGUUUUUUUUUUUGCGAUAGGCUGAGAAUAUAAAGCCUUGCUUUCUGUUUUAAUAGAGCUUCCUGGAUUGGUUCACCAGCUGAGUGUACUCUCUCACCAGGGUUCACUGUUUAGUGUCAAUGUUGAUGUUUGAUGUAUCGCCAGACAGAACCUAUUUGCUUGUUUUGCUUAUUCUUGUCAUUCUUUCACUGACAUCAGUGACAUUAUAUUCCCCCAUCCACCAUGUCUUCUGUAGUUUGGUAAUAUCCAAAGCUGGAUAAUAGUCAUGAUUUACCAAUGAUUAAGAAGCAAACUGGUGGAAAAUUAAGACAGCUCUCUAGUGACUGAGGAACAAAUCAAAUGUUUGUAUGUAAUGCAAAUUACUUUUUUUUUUUUCUCUCCAUAACUCGUUGAGCCUAUAGCACACUGAAUAAGCUUUGUUGCAGCCCAUUAGUGUAGUUCCUCCUUUGGUGGGGUAACAGAAACAAUACAGGCCAUAACAGCCAAUAAGAACAUUCUGUAGAGAACUUCAGCAACAAGCAAGCGGUAAUGAUGGGUAAGCUUCCGAAGGCCCUUAUUGGUCAGCAUUGUCUCAGAACAAAUAUGAUUGGUCCACGUUAUCAUUGAUGCUAUAGCUCCACCCACUUUGGAAUAAACUCCUUCUCCCAGUACUAGAAGCUGGUUAUGAGCAAGCUAUCAGUCUACUUUGAGAACUAUUGUUUUUAUUUUCAGGGAUAAAGACAUGGGUUUGUGCUGAGGGGCAUUUUCAUCAUUCAUUUGUACACAAAUUAGAAAUUACGUUCGUCAUUUUGUUUUUAUACUUUAUGCAAUUCUUUCAAAUGGCACAAUUUCCUUGUCGUUAUUUUAUUGUUCAUAAAACUUAACUGCCUCUUCUUAUGCUGAAAACAUCUCUUACAUCACAAUUGCCAGAAAUAUUGUACACUAAAUUUUGUUUACAGCUUUUUACAAGAUUUUAAUAUCACACUGACAUAUUUGGAGGAAGUGUUUGUUUUUAUUACACAGUUGUAUGGACUGGUUGUUCCUCAAGAUUUACUACUGUAUGUUAACCAAGAAAAUGUGAAUAGUAUUUUUAUAGAGUGCUGAUGAAUCGGCCGGGUGCAUUUGUAAAUAAGGGGAACGUCAAUUUUGGAUUUUCUUCUCUUUUUUUUUCUGUUCAUUUUUUUUUUUCAGCACCACAAAAAAUUGGGUUUAUUUGAACGUAAUUGUCUGUUAGUGAUCUGAUUUUUACUGUAUAUAUCUGUAAUUUGGAUUGUGAACUUUGUUUUUUGAGUAGCUCGUGAUUUCUCCCUCUUUUUCCUCGUGACUGUAUUUAGCACAAAUGGGUGGACUUUGUGUUUGGUACCUCCACACGCUCCCUCGUGAUAGAGCUGCUUUAGCUGUGGGUCAUCUCCCCCCCCUCCGAGCUUCCCCUCUCUCCUCCUCUCCUCUCCUCUCUCUCUCCUCCUUUCCUCCUCCUCUCCUCUCUCCUUUUUAUCUUUUGUACAGACUCCAGCCAUAGGAACUGAGGCACAGUUGCAAUACUCAUGAUCAUUGUACCCAGUCUGUAAGCACCAACAACACCCUCUGCA
Molecule: messenger RNA, 10422 nt
Organism: Conger conger (European conger)
Lineage: Eukaryota; Metazoa; Chordata; Actinopteri; Anguilliformes; Congridae
Product: receptor tyrosine-protein kinase erbB-4-like
Exons: 27
Coding region: 235-4335 (1366 amino acids)
Biological process (GO): cell surface receptor protein tyrosine kinase signaling pathway; positive regulation of kinase activity; protein phosphorylation
Cellular component (GO): basal plasma membrane; signaling receptor complex
Molecular function (GO): epidermal growth factor receptor binding; ATP binding; transmembrane receptor protein tyrosine kinase activity
Source: RefSeq, a predicted model, not a curated record